AUGGCAGUGGCAGCUGCUCAGGGCAGGAGAACCGGUGGUGGCAGUAGUAGGGCUGGCGGUGGCAGCUGUGGGACAGGCAGUAGCCGCAGCAGCUUGCUGGACAAGGGGAAGAUUGAUGAUAAGCCUGUAAAAAUUGACACAUGGGAUGGAUCAGCUGUGAAAAAUUCUUUGGAUGAUUCUGCCAAAAAGGUACUUCUGGAAAAGUACAGGUAUGCGGAGAAUUUUGGUCUAAUUGACCGUCGCCUCACCAUCUGUACCAUCUCCUGUUUCUUUGCCAUAGUGGCUUUGAUUUGGGAUUAUAUGCACCCCUUUCCAGAGUCCAAACUUGUUUUGGUUUUGUGCGUUAUAUCCUAUUUUGUGAUGACGGGGAUCCUGGCCAUUUAUACCUCAUAUAAGGAGAAGAGCAUCUUUCUCGUGGCCCAAAGGAAAGAUCCCACAGGGAUGGAUCCGGAUGAUAUUUGGCAGCUGUCGUCCAGUCUCAAAAGGUUCGAGGACAAAUACACUCUGAAGCUGACCUUCAUCAGUGCAAGAACAAAGCAGCAACGGGAAGCCGAGUUCACCAAGUCCUUUGCCAAGGUUUUUGACCACAGCGGGACGCCGGUCAUGGAUGCGUAUGAGCCUGAAAUAUCCAAACUUCGUGACAGUCACGCCACUGUAAGCAAAAUAAAACAGCCACUUCUAAAAGCAGCCAUCUUUUGGCCGGAUCAUGCUGAAUUAAAGGGUGAGGGAGAAAGAAACAGAGACCUUAAUAUGGAUAAAUCGGUCCAGCUCUCGCAGUGGAUUUCGGCCACCACCUCGUUUCCACAAGAUGUUAAUAAAAGUUCCGAAGCCCAGAGUCUAAUGGACCUCUGCAGCAGCCGACACCCCAUGGGUAUCGAAGAAUCUCGUAUAGUAGUGUCUCCCCAGCAAAGGAGCUCUUCCCAGGAGCCCUCCUGUGCCGCCUUCCAGAGCUGCUGCCCUUGUCAGCUGGACACAGAGACAGUGCCAGAGGAGGUGGACAUAGAGACAGGGCCGGAGGAGGAAGGACAAGAUAGAGAAAAGGGAAGAGAGAAAAGGAGAGAUGCGUUUUAG
Physeter macrocephalus (sperm whale) is the source of this 1071-nucleotide messenger RNA. RefSeq names its product signal peptidase complex subunit 2-like. Gene Ontology annotation, biological process: protein targeting to ER. Gene Ontology annotation, cellular component: membrane; signal peptidase complex. The record is from RefSeq and is a predicted model, not a curated record. NCBI's taxonomy places the organism in Eukaryota, Metazoa, Chordata, Mammalia, Artiodactyla, Physeteridae.